This is a messenger RNA of Solea senegalensis (Senegalese sole), 1781 nucleotides long. It is a transcript of the gene fbxo9, whose product is annotated as F-box protein 9. Gene Ontology annotation, cellular component: SCF ubiquitin ligase complex. Lineage: Eukaryota; Metazoa; Chordata; Actinopteri; Pleuronectiformes; Soleidae. The transcript is spliced from 13 exons. The record is from RefSeq and is a predicted model, not a curated record. Gene Ontology annotation, biological process: SCF-dependent proteasomal ubiquitin-dependent protein catabolic process. The coding region runs from base 165 to 1460 and encodes 431 amino acids. Gene Ontology annotation, molecular function: protein binding.
CGUGCCUCCACUUCCUGUAAAGCUCCGGGACACUCAGCAAGAUGGCUGCGUUCCUGCGAGCUCGUAAAUAUGUUCGCUGUGUUGUCCGUUUCUCCGACCGUGAACUGUAAACGCUCGUGUUGUCGGCUUGUGGGAAUAAACGGAAGACCUUGCGUCCAGCUGUCAUGGCUGACGAAAACGCGGAUAUUGGAGGCACAAUCGAGGAUGAAGAUGAAGGUUUGGAUGACCCAAACCUUCAGCUGGAGCUCAAUGCGUUCAGAGCUCAGUGGAUGUCUGAGCUCAAACCGGGCUCUGGACCUUGUGGAACAGGUGACCGACUGCUGCGAGCUAAAGGUCUGAAGAGGAACCAAGACGUUACUCAGGAGGAGAAAGCCACAGAGCUGUUCUUGAGAGCUGUUCAGGAAGAGCAGAAUGGGGCUGUUUAUGAGGCUAUAAAGUUUUAUCGCCUAGCCAUGCAGCUUGUGCCUGACAUUGAGUUCAAAAUCAACUACAGCCGUCCUCCCAAAGCAGAAAGAGCUGGACAAAGCUACAUGAAGCACGGUUUUGUUGAUGGCGAAAUGGGGGACAGUGAUGUUGAUGGCGAGAUUGAAGAUCUGCUUGCCUACUUUGAGCAGCAGCUCAAUCUGGAAAGCCUCUCUCCAAAGAUUUGCAUUCCUGAGCUGGAAAUGGCUCAGACUCACAUUUCAGCCUUGCCGCGAGAAAUUCUGAUGUACAUAUUUCGCUGGGUUGUGUCGAAUGACCUCGACAUACGCGCCCUGGAACAGAUGUCUUUGGUUUGCCGGGGGUUCUAUAUUUGUGCAAGAGACCCAGAAAUCUGGCGUUUAGCUUGUUAUCGGGUCUGGGGACGGAAUUGCAUCAAAACUGUACCCUUCAAAUCCUGGAGGGAGAUGUUUCUGCAAAGGCCUCGUGUCCGGUUUGAUGGUGUUUAUAUCAGCAAGACAUCAUACAUUCGUCAAGGGGAACAAUCUCUGGAUGGAUUUUACAGACCUUGGCACCAAGUUGAGUUCUACAGGUACCUCCGCUUCUUCCCUGACGGCCACGUCCUCAUGUGUACCACCCCUGAUGACCCUCAGUCAGUCGUUCCCUGCUUGCGUACAAGAAACAACAGACUGGAUCCUGUCCUGCUCGGUCAUUUCCGUCUGUCACAGGAGACCGACAAUCAAACCAAAGUUUUUGCUGUUGUCUGCAAGAAAAAGGAGGAGAAAGGGGCCGAGAUUCAAAGAAGUCGGUUCUGCAGGCGGAACCCAGCACCAGAAGCCGAACACAGCUUCCAUGUGGCACUGCAUGUGUCCUCUGGGGGGCGUCAGAGUAAGCUGACAUGGAUCCACCACUCCUGCCACAUAAACUACAAGAUGACUGGCGAGACGGUUGUCACGACGUUUGACCUGAACAGGAUGUACACGCCCUUCUACUUUGCACGUGUGAAGAGUUACACUGCUUUCUCUGAGCAGCCACUGUAACGCAGCAUGGAGACCUGCUCAUGAUCCCUGUGAAGAUCACAGCAAACGUUCCGACUGCAUUUACAUAAAAUAUGUACUCGUCACCCUGUUAAGUUUGUGCUGCAGCUACAUCAAAUGUUUUCCCACACCAGAGCAUGGCACAUUUCAGGUUUGUGUGAUAAAUGUAUUAGUUAUUUUCUGAUUUCAGAAAUGAUGGCAAUGUGCUGAGAGCUAAAAUAAUUAGCAACUGAUCUCUACCUGUUCUUAGCAAAGAGUGUUCUGCUAUUAAUGUUUGUGUGUUAUGGUGCACUUUCUCCCUUAAAUAAACAUUGGUGAAAAGAA